Sesamum indicum (sesame) is the source of this 1213-nucleotide messenger RNA. The record is from RefSeq and is a predicted model, not a curated record. Lineage: Eukaryota; Viridiplantae; Streptophyta; Magnoliopsida; Lamiales; Pedaliaceae.
CAUUGCAUCGCAAUGGAGAAAAAAGAAGACCCGGAAUGCUCUUCUGCUGAAGUUGAUAAGAGUGCCAAGGAUGAGUUCCAGGAGUUGCUCCAAACAGUUGAACAACGGGUGAGUUCGUAUGGGUUACAGCUCUAUGCUGUUAUGGAUGUUUCGACCUAUAUUAGCUGCUCGAAAGCACUUCAAAGCAAAAGACACAGAUAUAAUAUUGUCAACCAUGCCUAAAUCAGUAACCACCUGGUUGAAAGCCCUCACGUUUUCCAUUGCCAACCGCAGUGUUUUCCCCAUUGACCAAACUCCUCUACUCACUUCCAGUCCUCACAUGCUUGUGCCUUUCCUAGAAUUGAAUGUCUAUUGGGGGCAAGAAAUUCCUGAUCUGGAAACCAUCCCAUUCCCCAACCCAAGAAUUUUCUCAACAAACAUGCAUUUCAAAUUGCUUCCCGAUUCCAUUCGUGAAAGUGACUGUAGAAUUAUCUACAUCUGCAGAAACCCAUUGGAUCAGUUCGUUUCACACUUUCUUUUCUCCGUUGAAAACAAGUUUGGAAAAGAUGCAGACCUAGCUGCCAUAAAUGAGGCUUUCGAAAUGUAUUGCCAGGGAAUUUCCUCUUUUGGGCCAUUUUGGGAUCAUAUCCUUGGAUAUUGGAACGCACAUUUGGAGAAUCCAGGGAAAGUGUUGUUUCUCAAGUACGAGGAUCUGAAAGAGGAUAUCACGUUUCAGAUAAAGAAGAUUGCUGAAUUUAUGGGGUUCCCUUUCUCACUAGAGGAAGAAGAACAAGGCCUGAUAGAUCAAAUCUCAGGGCUAUGCAGCUUUGAAAGUCUCAGAAAUUUGGCUGUCAACAGGACAGGCGAUAUUAAUGGUAUUCUGAAAAAUGCAUCCUUUUACAGGAAGGGACAAGUUGGAGACUGGACCCAUUAUCUGACUCCUGCUAUGGCUGAAUGCAUGAAAAAGCUCAUGGAUAGCAAGUUCGAGGGCUCCGGUUUAAUGUUCAGGACUUAAAACAAACAAGAGUAAUUAAGCAACUGCUCAGUUAUUUGUGUUUGUUAUGUCAUUUGAUGACCUUUUUUUCUGUUUCUGUUGGCAUCUAUUAAUAAAACCACAGUUGGUGAGAAGAUGAGGAUGGUCGUUGCCUGUUGAAAGCUUUUGUACCAUCACGAGUAUUGAUUUUAUGUAACAUGUUUAAGGUACUUUCCUUGCAAUAUUAAAGUUAUACUGUUC